CCUCGUUCUUUAUUCUAAAUAACCGUUAAUAACCCUAUCUCAUUCCUUGUGCCCCAUUUUUUAGUUCACAGUUUUCAAACUCUCAUCUCUCACACCCCAUUUUUCUUUUUCUUUCUCUCUAAGUGAUGGCUUCAGACCCCAGCAGAAAGAGCCUGUUAAGCUCAAAGGCCAUAGCUGAUGCAGCUUCAUGGUACUGUGCCUUUCUUCUUGUGGCCCUUUUGCUCCAAACCAUGUUCAGAUACAGCUCCAUGCUUCCAAGCCACGUAGACAACAACCAACUCAUUUCACAGCCAUGCGAGGAAAUCUAUGUUGUUGGAGAAGGUGAGACACUUCACACAAUAAGUGACAAGUGUAGUGACCCUUUCAUAGUUGAGAACAACCCUCACAUCCAUGACCCUGAUGAUGUCUUCCCUGGCCUCGUUAUUCAUAUCAUGCCUACAAGUUAAGGUGUUUU
This is a messenger RNA of Vigna umbellata (rice bean), 454 nucleotides long. RefSeq lists its product as uncharacterized. The record is from RefSeq and is a predicted model, not a curated record. NCBI's taxonomy places the organism in Eukaryota, Viridiplantae, Streptophyta, Magnoliopsida, Fabales, Fabaceae.